Molecule: messenger RNA, 654 nt
Organism: Adineta ricciae
Lineage: Eukaryota; Metazoa; Rotifera; Eurotatoria; Adinetida; Adinetidae
Source: the annotation of a GenBank genome assembly
AUGGGCGGAAUGCUUGAGUAUGAGUUGGCAAAAUAUCGUUGGUGUAUUCUCAAAUCAACAAUCAGUUGUUUUUCAGCACGUCGAUGCGUAUAUAAAGCGAUGGAUUCUUUCUAUUUUUCAUUCACUUCAUCAUCAUCUACUUCAUCGAUAGAUAACAGCAAUCCGACAGUUAUGAAACCUGUUUUCGUCUCAUUCGCCUUCCUGGUUUUAUGUGUUGCAUUAAACUCAGCAGCACUCGUAAAACGAUUUGCAUCCAUUGAUGAUAACAACGACGAACUUGCUUUGGCAACUCGAAAUAACUUUGGUGAAACAUGUACUCGUGUCGCAGUAUGUAGCAACUAUUUGGUUGGUACUUGCAGAAAAAUCGAUCAAAGCUUGGAAGUUUCAGCUCUCGACUUGACUCGAGUAAUGGCAAACAUUAAUGGUCAACUCAAACUCCGACGACGAACAUUAUCUGAUAACGAAGCAGAAGAAGUAAGAAAUGAAAUGCAGCGACGUGGCUCGGAUUAUCAACUCACAUGCAAAAGCUAUUCAUUCUCAGGCACAGUUUUGCGUGCAUCAUGUCAAAAGAUGAACGGUCAAUGGGCUACAACAAGCGUCGACUUGAAUUCUAAGAUUAGCAACAUUGAUGGUCAAUUGACUUAUGAUGGUUAA